Messenger RNA from Galeopterus variegatus (Sunda flying lemur), 3302 nucleotides. Its product is annotated as septin-11. Gene Ontology annotation, molecular function: molecular adaptor activity; GTPase activity; GTP binding. Gene Ontology annotation, cellular component: septin complex; septin ring; cell division site. The transcript has 6 exons. NCBI's taxonomy places the organism in Eukaryota, Metazoa, Chordata, Mammalia, Dermoptera, Cynocephalidae. Bases 74 to 763 code for a protein of 229 amino acids. The record is from RefSeq and is a predicted model, not a curated record. Gene Ontology annotation, biological process: cytoskeleton-dependent cytokinesis.
GAACAUCAUUCCAAUAAUUGCAAAAGCUGACACCAUUGCCAAGAAUGAAUUACACAAAUUCAAGAGUAAGAUCAUGAGUGAACUGGUCAGCAAUGGGGUCCAGAUAUAUCAGUUCCCCACAGAUGAAGAAACAGUGGCAGAGAUUAACGCAACAAUGAGUGUCCAUCUCCCAUUUGCAGUGGUUGGCAGCACCGAAGAGGUGAAGAUCGGCAACAAGAUGGCCAAGGCCAGGCAGUACCCCUGGGGUGUGGUGCAGGUUGAGAAUGAAAACCAUUGUGAUUUUGUGAAACUUCGGGAGAUGCUGAUCCGGGUGAACAUGGAGGACUUGCGAGAACAGACUCACACCCGCCAUUAUGAGUUGUAUCGGCGCUGUAAGCUCGAGGAGAUGGGGUUCAAGGACACUGACCCUGACAGCAAGCCCUUCAGUCUUCAGGAGACAUAUGAAGCAAAAAGGAAUGAGUUCCUGGGAGAACUGCAGAAGAAAGAGGAAGAAAUGAGACAAAUGUUCGUUAUGAGAGUGAAGGAAAAAGAGGCUGAACUUAAAGAGGCGGAGAAAGAGCUUCAUGAGAAGUUUGACCUCCUAAAGCGGACACACCAAGAGGAGAAGAAGAAGGUGGAAGACAAGAAGAAGGAGCUUGAGGAGGAGGUGAACAACUUCCAGAAGAAGAAAGCUGCAGCUCAGUUGCUACAGUCCCAGGCCCAGCAGUCUGGCGCCCAGCAAACCAAGAAAGACAAGGAUAAGAAAAAUGCAAGCUUCACAUAAAGCCUGGCAAGCCAAGGAUGUUCCCGCAUUCACCUGCUUUUGCAGUAAUAUUGUAUCUCUGCCAUCUGUGUCCUUUUGUUUUAUUUUUUUUUUGCUCUUCCCCAAACACCAAUAACUAUUAACUCAUUUUGCCAAAUGUUGUUGGGUGGUGGAAAAUGAUAGAACAAGGGAAUGACAGCAGAGCUCUGUGCAGCUGGACUUUGUUUUUGGAAAGUAAAUAAUUUGCCUUUUAUGCCUGUUCAGAAUGGCAGCAGGAAGCAUGCCUGUUACUUGUAUGUCACUUUGGAAUGAGGAAAGUGGGGUAAAAUACUGCCUGUACGUCUGACAUGAAAACUUCUCACCGCCUCAGCAGCUGAACUAAAAACCUGAAUAGCCACGACAACAACUUGCAUUUUCUUGAUUAUUCAUCUCCAUGAUUGCACAAUCCCUGAAUUCACUGUCUCUUCUCCACACCUGCCCCAAACCAAGGCAGACGUACGUGUGUGUAGGCAGGAUGGUGAAUAAGCAUUAUGUAUGGCUUUACCCCUGCAUACAUUUUUCAUUUUAAUCAAUAACAUUAUUUGGCCUGAGCUUGUGGGUCUGUUCAGAUGUCUCCUGUUAUUGUUUGAAACUGCAUCUGAAUGCUUGCCUCUUAAAUCCUGGCCAAGUUGGAGUGGACUUGCAUAAGAAAACUGAUUAUAUUCACGUUUAUCAUGCAUCCUGAUCUUCGCACAGAUGGAGAUCUCAAAGGUGGUAGCAUACAACAUUGCUUAGUGGAAUCUUCUACUGAGGAUGAUGGGUUUUCCAUAAGCUACUUACUACUUUAAAUAAGAGAUCUUUCCUAAACAUACCUACUCAGCUCUCAGUGGGCUGAGGGGGAGGACCUUAGUAACUCAUUUCAGGAUAUCAGUACUUCUAGUAAAAUUUUUCAGUAAUCAUGAGGAGAAAAUUUCUACAAAUACUUCAGAUAGAAAAUUUAUUAUUUUCUAUCAUCGGCAGAACAAAUCUGAAGGGAUCGUUUCAGGGCAAGGUAGAAAUGGCAAGGGACACAGCACAACCCGUGAGUCAAGACAGUAGAAAUUGAACUUCACACUUAGUUUUUUUGCUUAGUCUCCUUUCAAUAUUUGGCCAUAAAGAGAGGAAGAAAUAGAAUGGCUGCUGCUUCAAGUCCAGUUGUCCUGAGGAAUCUUCCUCACCAUGACCAGCUCCACCUGCUCUUCAUGCCUAAGGCCCAUCGUCUCAUCAAAGGUUAGGACUAAUGCAAGUGCCAGGACACACACUACAUGCCUGAUGUGUAUGGAAGGGGCCAUAUUUAAUCUCUCUUCGACUAUUCCUUUCUGAUGCCUAUCCUUUCAUCUGCUUGAUUUUUCCCCCCUAACAAGAUUCUCCCAGAUUUCUAGUUCUGUAGUCUCCUGUUUCUUACUUGAAAGGAUAACAUUUCUCAUGAACCCAGUACUUCACCUCUGCAUUUUCCUUCUGGCCCGCACUAUUUACACGUUAAAUAAAUAGGAUCAAAUAUGCUGCACCUCCCUCCGCACACUCUUUUCCCCUCCCUCCCUUCCCCACCGGCCCUGACUCCUCCUUUUUUUUAAAAAUUAAUAAGUCUCUAGUCGAUUUCAACAGAGAUAUUUUUCCCUUCUCUUCAUCGUCAGUCAUACUUAAGGGAAAUAAGGAAUGGUCUUCCAUGAACUGAUUUAGCCUUAAUUAGGCAAAGUAAGGAAAUCAGUUUCAUUGAAGCCCAAACUAAGCUGGGAUAGAAACUGCUAGAAGCAACAGCAGUAGUGGUCUUUACAGAUUUAGUAGCUACUAGACCAGUGCUUUUGUUUUUGGCUUUUUUUUUUUUUUUUUUUUUUCCUUUUUUAAAAAAAUUCUAGUCUGAAGCUAGCUGUGGAGCAGCCAAAUAUUAGAUGGCAUGCUGAUUCUAACUAUGGGCUGAAUUUGCUCAUAUGCUGUGCACCAGACAAAAGCUUGAAUAUUUGUGUUGUAUGCUUGUUCCAACCACUGCUUGUGUGAGCAUUUUUGUGCUUUGUAACAGAAAAUACACUUUAAAAUUUUGUAUCUUGCUUCACUAAAUCCUUUUUAAAAUGAGCCUAGCAACAAAAGGCAUCCAGCUGACUUUUUGAUUCCAAGAUUGUUGAUUGAUUGGGUUGAUUUAUUUUUGCAUUAAAUUUUUCACAGCAAAAUAAAUUAUAUGGCGAGUCAGGGAAUAAAAAAAAUCAAGAGACAUAUAGAAGCUGUUUUUUUUUUUAAUGUGUUGCUUCUGAACUUUUUUCUACCACUGCUCCCCAGCCCUGUUUAGUUUGUUCUUGCUGCUCUUUUCUUUCUGUAUCUAUGCCUUUUUUCACAGUAGUCCUUGGCUCUGCACGGAGUAAAUGAUACCCUCAAAUCUAAUUGGAUGUGCUUUCGCCUUUGCAUGUAAGUAUAGUAGUAAGAAAUCUUUGAGAUCUUUCUGACUUUUUAAAAUUAGAGAAAACAAAUGGGAUGGAUGGAAUUAUUUUUUUCUUCUUUUGGAGGGGGGUAGGGAGGUAAUGGUUUAAAUAGCCUUUGUUUACAAAAAAAA